Messenger RNA from Brassica oleracea var. oleracea, 658 nucleotides. Its product is annotated as pectinesterase inhibitor 1-like. Gene Ontology annotation, molecular function: pectinesterase inhibitor activity. The transcript has a single exon. NCBI's taxonomy places the organism in Eukaryota, Viridiplantae, Streptophyta, Magnoliopsida, Brassicales, Brassicaceae. Gene Ontology annotation, biological process: negative regulation of catalytic activity. The record is from RefSeq and is a predicted model, not a curated record. The coding region runs from base 40 to 573 and encodes 177 amino acids.
AUGAACUAGAAAAUAAAAUAAAAAGCAGAGAAAACAAGAAUGGUUGCAAAUUUAAAGAACAAUGCAUUCUUGUCUUCUUUUAUGUUUCUUUUCUUAAUCGGUUCCUCGUACGCCAUCACAAGUUCAGAGAUGAGCACCAUCUGUGACAAAACUUUGGAUCCAUCUUUCUGUCUUGACUUUCUCAAUUCAGAAUUUUCAUCUCCUAAUCUUGAAGCCUUGGCGAAAGCCACACUUGAUGCUACACAAGCAAAAGCAACACAAACAUUUAAAAGACUCCAAUCUAUUAUCGAUGGAGGUGUCGACCCCCGAUCCAAACUAGCUUACAGAUCAUGCUUAGAUGAAUACGAGAACACCAUUGGAAACCUCGAGGAAGCUUUUGAGCAUUUAGCUUCUGGAGAGGGUGAGGGGCUGAAAACUAAAGUUUCUGCUGCAUUGGAUGGAGCUGAUACAUGUCUAGAUUAUGUGAAGAGAUUGAGAUCUGUGGAUGAUUCUGUUUUGAAUAAUAGUAAGGGAAUUAAGAAUCUUUGUGGUAUUACUCUUGUCAUCUCUAACAUCCUACCACGUAGAUAUUAAUUUGAAACCAUCAUCAUGUGUUUGACUGAUUAAGUUGUAUUAUUGGUAAGAUGAUAAUUACAUUAUUAUAUACUGUAUAUAUUAU